Messenger RNA from Prorocentrum cordatum, 4661 nucleotides. The record is from the annotation of a GenBank genome assembly. NCBI's taxonomy places the organism in Eukaryota, Dinophyceae, Prorocentrales, Prorocentraceae.
AGCAUUUUUGCUCAAGACAUCAGCAUUUUGGCGAACCAGUAUUGCCUGGCGCGGUUGAGCCCAUGGCUGGCAACUCGCAGGCAAUGUUGCGUCGGGCUCAGGGGCUGGCGGAGUCGUUACUUGAGCAGUUCGGGAGAGGUGGUCAGCAGCCGUCGAGCGCCACAUUGUUGGCUCACCUCCGCAGCAUGGACAGCGACCCAGGAAGCGAGGUAGGUGCGCGGCCUCGAACGCACACAUCUGGCAGCGCUGUUCCCUCGUGGCCAUGCGCCCAGCCAGAUGCCGCCGCAGAGCUGAGACACAGACCUCGGAGUGGCCUCGCUCAGCGGUGGCAGCGCGCCGCAAUGUGGUCGGUGGCGGUGGGCCUGCGCGGGUGCGGCCUUGGCUCGCGGUGGGGCUCCCUUGUUGGCGCGUGGCCCGCAGACGAGGGCGGCUGGCUGGCCCUGCAGUCGAGUGUGGCGGAUGCCGCGGGGUUCCUGGCGGAUGUCCGCAGUGACAAUGCCAGCCUCGUGUGUGCUCGCGGGGGCGGGCCGCGCCCGCUGGCUUCAGAGCUUGCGGCCUCGGCGCUAGACGCGCUGGAAGUGAACAUGACACAGGAGAAAGGCGGGGAUGACGUGGACGACGAGGCAGCACAGGCGGCGUCCCCGCGGUGUCCUCGCUGUGGUCGUGCAGCCGCGGACGAUCCAGAGGCGCAGGGGCGGCUGGCCGAGCUGCGGGUGCUGCUAGGGCAGCGGCAUGGUGAUGAAGACGCCGAGCUCGCCUCCUCCGCGCUGCGUUUCUCUGCCCAGGCCGCCGCGGACUGGCUGGAGGCGCCCUUGGCUGCCAGCGCUGCAAGCUGCCCGAUGGCUUCGUCGAGCGCACGCUCCCGUCUUGCCGCCGCGUGGGACGGAGGCGGCCUCAACGCGCUAGUAACCGCCGCCGAGUCUCUCGAGUGUGGGGCAUGCGACCUGGCGGGCGCGGCGGCUUACCUCGCAGAGCAGGCAGGUGCUGCCGACGCGGACGGCCAGCCGACCGUCUGGACGGCCGUCAGCUCCCUGCUGGUGACGCGCUGCUGGCAGGCCGUGGACUUGAGCCAGCUGCUUGCGGCGUGGCGUUCCUUGGAGCUCGCCGUCUGGCGAGGCCUCGGGCAUCCGCUGCUGGCGGAGGUAGCUUCCCAGCACAUGGUGAGGCUGCUGCGCUCUGGGCGCUCAGGCCGGCUGGUCUCCGCUGAGCUCGCGGCUGGCCUGUGCGGCGCCCCAGCGGCGCUGCGCGGCCUCGUGGGCGAGCUCGGGCAGCUGCCGGCAGGCCCUGAGGCGGAAGCGCUGAAGGCGGGCGCGGCUGGGGAUCCCUUGCGCGCGAGCCUCCUGUACCUUAAUCUUGCGUCUGCAGCCCCGAGCGCCGCCGAGGUGGCCUCUGGCCUGGCUCACGCAGGCCUCUGGCUGCGGCAAGGGCUGGAGGCUACUGGCGACGUCCACGAGGCGGUCUCGAAGGCGCUAAGCGUCGUCCGCGCGGCGCAUUAUAUUGCGAUGUCAAUGCUGACCCUGGGGCAACAGUACAUCGUCCUAACAGUUUGCGCAUCCGCGCUCAGGCCCGUCGCGGGCGUCGCGACGCACGACGGCGGGCUGGAGUCUGCAGUCAAGCACAGACUUGCUUGGCUUGCCAGGCAGAUCCCCUUCUGGCAGCCGCCCUUGGUGCCGGCAGCACGAGUUCAGCAGAUUGGGGCGAUCGCAUCGCGGCUGCGUGCUGCCUUUGUUGCCAGGCUGCGGGCACUGGACCCUGUGGAGCUGAACACCGUGCCAGGUGUAGCGCAGGCGGCAGCUCUCGGACUCUACGAAGCAUCUGUGAUGGAUGGCUCACUUCGGGAGGCGGAGCAGCGCCACCCUGGGGCGCUCGGCGCGGCCCUCGGUGAGGCAGGCGUGGCCGCGCAGAGCCUGCAGGAGGACCCUUGGGCGGCGCUGCCACAGCCGGCCGCGCCGCGGCAGACGCGCUUCGCCGCCUUGCGAGGCUUGAAAGUGGACCUGGCGACCGGUUUCGCCGAGGUGCUGCUCGAGCGGCCGCGCCCAGGGCAGGGCGCCGGGCGAGGGCACAUCUCGCCGGCGCUGCUCGCCGACGCACUCGCGAUCGGGGGCGGGCCCCUGUCGCUGCGACUGGUGCCCAGCGAGGCGGCAGCCCCGCCCAGCUCCUGGUUGCGGCCAGGGCUGCUGCAGCGAGCGGUCGUUGCCCCGGCGGCGGCGGCGGACAGUGCCCUGAAGGGGCAGCUGCUGCACGCGGCGCUCUUGCUGCGGAGCCUGGCCUCGCAGGAGGCGCAACUGGAGCCUGGGCCUGCCAUGGGAGGCGCGGAGCUGCGGCUCAGGUGUGUGGACAACGCUUACAGUGUGCAUCGGCAACCGCACGGGCUGCCGCUGGAGGUGCGGCUGGGGCCGCCUCGCCUGGAGGUCGCGCCUCUCGGCCAGGAGUUUGACUCGGCGGCUGUUGGGCGGCUGGCCGCGGCCGUCACCGAGCAACUGGGCCGUGCGGGCGGGGAGCUGGUGGCGCAGCUGUGCUCGGCCCGCGCGGCCCAGACGCUGCUGGCUAAGGAUCCCGAGCAGCUGGCGGCCGUGGCCGUUGGGGCUGGGCAGGAGGUGCGACCUACAGCGGCCCAAGAGGGGUCCUCGGCGGCUCCACGAUCAGCGGUGCAGGCGGGUGCAGGGCUCCUGCAUGUCGCCAGCCACCCCAGGAGAGCCGCCUGGUUGGAGCGCCUGGCUGACGUGCACGCCAGUAUCUUUCGGGACAUGGGCUUCGUGCAUUUGGACUCCGCGGGGUGCUGGGACGAGUCGCACACGUUCGGCAGAUGUUGCAGCGUGGGCGAGCACGCCGAGGGCUGCUGGCAACGGGGUUUCACCCAGGAGAGGUGUUGUCGAAGCCUCAGCGUUUCCGACCUGGACGGAGCCAGCGCGGAGGACGUCGUUGCCGCGCUGCUGCGGCCCCUGUGCGAUCAGCUGCCCGCGCUGGACGGCGUCGCGCCUGCUGUGGUCGCCUGGCUCCGCGAUCCCACGGGCAGCUUGGAUGGACGCACGCUGAGCGGCAUCCUCGCCGACGCCCUGGAUGACGCGGCGCAGGCCUGCACUGGCGGCGUGCGGCACCAAGGGCCCCCGGAGGACGACGGCGGCCAGAGUCCCGACGUACGUCCACGUCUCGACGAGGUGCCGGUGGCUUGGGUGUCAGGGCCGCUGCUGCCGCAGCCGUGGCAGCCGUCUGUCGUCCUGGAGCCGGUGCCGCGCCCAGAAGAAGUGGCGCCCGGGGCGGGGGGAGACACGGCGUGGCCAGAGUUGGGCGAUGGCGUCGAGGCGCUCACCUUGCAGGAGCUGGAACGCCGUGCGCAGCAGGAGCGGGCCCAGUCGCGGGAGGUCCUGGAGCUGGUCGGCGCGGCGCCAGAGGUGCGCUCGCUGCGCAGUCUCGGGGAAGAGCUGCACAGGCACCUCGAGCGGCUCGGCCGUGCCCGUGCGAGAAGGCACCGCGCGGCCGAGAGGGCGCGGGCAUCUGGCGGCGAGCCUGGCAUGCGCAACCCUGACUCCGCUGGACGGCAGGCGUCUGGCGCGGCUGGCGGCCGCGGCUGCCACGACAUGGACGGCCUGCAUGCUGGGCAGGUUUUGCACAUCCGGGCGGAGGGCACCCAGGGCGCCUUCGCCGAGGAGGCCGAAGUCCUGAACAUUCUGGAGGCCGCGGGGGAGAGCAGGAUUGACGGACACCUGCAUCGCCUUCGCCUCCUUCGGUCAGGUGCCACGUCCGUCUACAACCUGUCCGAUCCAAGGUGGUCCGUUGCCAGGCUUGGCACUCAGGAGGACGGCACCAUCUGUCAGGGUCUCCAAACCACCGCGAAAGCCGAGCCCGGGGCGAGGUGGCCCGACUGCAUCGAGCAGGGUCAGAGCCUUCCUGGCGCGGACGGCGCAGGCGUAUUUGUCAACGUGGCCGCCUUCGGCGCCACCUCCGGCUGCUUCCGAGAGGAUUGCAGGCACUCCGACCACUUCGACUCCGACUCCCCCGCCCAUUGCGCACGCACCUGUGGGCUGGUGCGGGCGUGCCGCUGGUGGUCGUUCUGGUCCUCGCGCAUGGGCGGCGGCACAUGCUGGCUGCGACGGCAUGCAGAGCAGCGCGUGAAGAUGGCAAGCAGCGUGCUCGGCCCCUCUUCCUGCAUACCUCCAGCGGUCAGCUCUUGGGGGCGUGCUGCACCUGGCACUGGCGCCCGCCGAGGCGACGGAAACGCCGAUGCACAUGAGCCCACCCUUUUCGACCUGGUUGGCGGCCGCCGCGGUCUAGGCCCAAGCCACCCAUACCAUCAGUGGGACCUGGUGAAGGUGCUGGAGGCCUUCGGGCACCUGACGCCCUCGCAGGUCGAGGCGAAGGAGCCGUCCCGGCUGCGGGCUUCCGCACUGCGCUUCGCGCGGAGGGCGCAGAGGUCGUGAGCUUGCGGGCGCAGUCCUUCUUCUCUCUCCCCUCUUACUGGCGGGCUGGGCCGCGCCCAGGCGCUCGUGGGCGGGCGCGCAGAGCUGCCCCUGCCAGAGUGGAAAAGGCUCGGCGGGCGCUUCUUGAUGCUUCGUGUUGCUGUACUGUACUGUCGCUUCUUGAUGGUUCGAUUCGCAAGCGAGUUGUCAUGAUGCGGGACGCAGAGGAGCACUGGUGGACACAGUUGAGCACUGGAGGAUGAA